GCUUCUUUCAUCAGCAGCAACAGUUAGUCAGACACCUCCGUAGCUUGAUAGACAACAGAGACGCAGCAAUAAAGCUCUUUAGACGCUUUAGUGUAUAUUAGCCACUGUGUUUUAAACACGCGGAUCUCGUCUAGUUAGUUAUCCGAUUUCAUAUUUACGGUGUUGUUAUUAGUCAUCUAGCGGGCUGGUUAAGUUAGCAUUAGCCUAGCUAUCUAACAUCCCCGACCAUGAGUUCACUGAGCUGCUCUCCUCCUGAUAAAGAAGAGGAGGUCUGCUGGACGGAGAAAGAAGCUCUGGUCAAAGAGGAGGAGGAUGUUACAAUACAAAAACAAGUAGAGGGUGAGGCUGUUACCGUGAAAGAAGAAGAGAAAGAUGUUUCAGUGAAAGAAGAGGAAGAUGUGUUCAAAGUGAAAGAAGAGGAAGAUGUGUUCAAAGUGAAAGAGGAGGAUGUUACCGUAAAAGAAGAGGGGGAUGCAGUUUUUGGAGUGAAAGAGGAAGAGGAGGAGAUGACUGUCACAUCUAAAAUGGAGGAGGAAGAAGAAGAGGAAGAAGAAGAGGAGGAAACUGGAUAUCUUGGCCCGGUUUCCCAAACGCAUCUUAAGGCAUCCAAUGGUUCUAACGGUGAACUUAGCCGUAAGAUGGUUUUGAGAAACCGGGCCCUGAUUAACACUAGAGAGAGACAAGACUAUAGUGGAUCCUCUGGGGAGCCUCAACAACAGCAUGAUGCUGAAGAGACAGAGAAGAGUCUCUCCACAUCAGAACACCUCAAACACCAGCAGAGACCCACAGGAAAGAAACCUCACCGCUGCUCUGACUGUGGGAAGAGAUUCACCUCUUCAACAGACCUUAAAAGACAUCAGAGAAUCCAUACAGGAGAGAAACCUUAUAGCUGUGAUUGGUGUGGGAAGAGUUUUACUACAUCUAGCCAGCUGACUAUACACCAGAGAAUACACACAGGAGAGAAACCUUACCACUGUUCUGACUGUGGAACAAGUUUUGUUUCUUCCCAAUAUUUAAAAUCACACAAGAGAACACACACAAUAGCGAAACCUUACCACUGCUCUGACUGUGGAAAAUGUUUUGUUUCAUCACAAUAUUUAAAAUCACACCAGAAAACACACACGGGAGAGAAGCCUUAUAGCUGUGAUCAAUGUGGGAAGAGAUUUAGUCACUCAAGCAACUUGAUGGUACAUUUGAGAACGCACACUGGAGAGAAACCUUAUAGCUGUGAUCAAUGUGGCAAGAGUUUUACUUCAUCUAGUCAGCUGACUAUACACAAGAGAACACACACAGGAGAGAAACCUUACCACUGCUCUGACUGUGGAAAGUGUUUUGUUUCAUCCCAAUAUUUAAAAUCACACCAGAAAACACACAAAGGAGAGAAGCCUUAUAGCUGUGAUCAAUGUGGGAGGAGUUUUACUCACUCAAGCAACAUGAUAUCACACCAGAGAACACACACAGGAGCGAAACCUUGUGGCUGUAAUCAAUGUGGGAAGAGGUUUACUCAGCCAAACAUCCUGAUAGCCCACCAGAGAACACACACAGGAGAGAAACCUUAUAGCUGUGAUCAAUGUGGGAAGAGUUACUCUGGUAAAAGAUCUCUGAUUAAACAUCAGAAAAUACAUAAAGGAGUUGUUUCAUGAUAUCAAUGAAAUAAUGUCACAAUGUAGAAUGUUUUAACAUUGUAGUAGGAGUAUUCUAAUGAUGUCAUAAUGUAGAAUGCUUUAACAUUGUAGUAGGAGUAUUAUGAUGUCAUAAUGUAGAACCCUAAACGUUUGUCCCCUGUUCUGUUGAUUUCAGCAUGAUAUGGAUAUUAGCCUCAUUGAGAAGAGUAGUAUUUAUGUGAUUAACAUUAACACAAAUAAAGCACAAAUAAAGUGUUGCGUUUCACUUCCCGCGUUGGCGACCUACUUGAAUCAAACUGCAACACUUUAAAUGUAGCGAGCUGUUUUCUACAAAUGUACCUCUAAAUAGUGAUGUACACAUUAUUCCCACAAUCCGUGUGGUGUUUGAGCUGUUACGUUUAACCGGACGUGCAACCUCAUCUCCCCCCUCUCGCGCAAUUGAUUUCAACGUGAUAUCGAUGAGUGAUGACAAAUAUGUGUUGCGUUCCUUUGUUUAGCGACCCCUACAUUUAAACGCAUCACUCCAACAUGUAGCUGACUGUCUUCUGCAGGUUGCCCUCUAACCAGUGAGGUGAAAUAUAUCUUCCAUUUCCAGGUGUUUUGUUUAGUUUCAACAGCAACCUACAACCUGAUUUCCCCCCUAAUCGAUAUCAGUGAUUUAUUGCCACUUGUCAAAACAACAUUGUUUCUAGUGCUUGUGCAGUUUAUAAGGAGCUUGUUUGUUUAUUGUUUAUGUUAAAUAGUAAUAUGAUUAUUGUGGCAGAUGUUUAUUGUUUAUGUUAAAAAGUAAUAUGAUUAUUGUGGCAGAUGUUUAUUGUUUAUGUUAAAUAGUAAUAUGAUUAUUGUGGCAGAUGUUUAUUGUUUAUGUUAAAUAGUAAUAUGAUUAUUGUGGCAGAUGUUUAUUGUUUAUGUUAAAUAGUAAUAUGAUUAUUGUGGCAGAUGUUUAUUGUUUAUGUUAAAAAGUAAUAUGAUUAUUGUGGCAGAUGUUUAUUGUUUAUGUUAAAUAGUAAUAUGAUUAUUGUGGCAGAUGUUUAUUGUUUAUGUUAAAUAGUAAUAUGAUUAUUGUGGCAGAUGUUUAUUGUUUAUGUUAAAAAGUAAUAUGAUUAUUGUGGCAGAUGUUUAUUGUUUAUGUUAAAUAGUAAUAUGAUUAUUGUGGCAGAUGUUUAUUGUUUAUGUUAAAAAGUAAUAUGAUUAUU
Molecule: messenger RNA, 2821 nt
Organism: Oncorhynchus keta (chum salmon)
Lineage: Eukaryota; Metazoa; Chordata; Actinopteri; Salmoniformes; Salmonidae
Product: zinc finger protein 664-like
Exons: 2
Coding region: 228-1643 (471 amino acids)
Biological process (GO): regulation of transcription by RNA polymerase II
Molecular function (GO): DNA-binding transcription factor activity, RNA polymerase II-specific; RNA polymerase II cis-regulatory region sequence-specific DNA binding
Source: RefSeq, a predicted model, not a curated record